Prorocentrum cordatum is the source of this 714-nucleotide messenger RNA. NCBI's taxonomy places the organism in Eukaryota, Dinophyceae, Prorocentrales, Prorocentraceae. The record is from the annotation of a GenBank genome assembly.
AUGACGCUGAAGAUGGACGGUCGAGGAACAGGGUUUGGGGUCCUGUCGACGUGUCACUCGCUCGUCGACCUGGACGGUGCGCUGUCUGGGGAUCCCAUCGAGGUCGCGGCGCUGGAGGGGGUCGGGUGGACCUACGACGCCGAGGCCGAGGUGGCGAAGCCCAGCACAGACAGGAAGGCGUUGACGGACAAGGGCGGUGGCUCUGCGGUGACAUCUGCGCACAUCAAGCACCGGUUCCACUUCGCCUCGGCCCUGCAGCGCAUGGCGGUGGUGGCAGAAGUGAGGAUGUCGGGGAAGCCCGCCGGCCUCGAGGGCGGGCCGGGGCUCUACUGCCUCGUGAAGGGCUCGCCGGAGGCCCUGGGCCCGUUGCUGGCGGAGGGCGCCAUGCCCGCGUGGUUCGAGGGGUGCUACGUCGAGCUUGCCGAGAGAGGGCUGCGAGUACUCGCGCUUGCGUACCGCCGGAUGGACAACAGGACCUGGAACGACGGCAGCAAGCCCGCGCGAGAGGAGGUGGAGACUGGCCUCCGCUUCGCCGGCUUCAUCGGCUUCGAGUGCAGGUCGCGGGCAGACUCCCCGCUCGUCAUCGGGGCGCUGCGCGAGUCGGACCACCAGGCCGCGGGUGCUCUCCCGGCCAUGCUGCGGGAGGGUGCCCGAGGGCACCCUGCCUUAGAGUCGCUGCUGCGCACCGCGCGGUGCUGGCAGCGCGAGCAGUAG